GGGGAACCCGGCUACUGAGUCAAGCGGCGCUAGCGGAAAGUUACGGCGUCCAUUGAACGAGUCGCCAGCGUAGACGUAUCGGGUUUCUCUGAUAAUUGGUCACCUCGUCGCUGCCAGUCAGCCGUAUAUCGUAGGGCCAAAGGAACACUGCAGCAGGAGCAACAUUCUGCGAGGCGCAGACAUCACGUUUAGCGAGGCCAACAGAGACUUAACGGUCUCUUGCGCGUCGUAAGGCGGUUACGACAGUCGUUACUGUUCUGAAGCCGAACUGCCACAGAGGUUUUUUGAAGUAGUUGCUGCACCAGGCUCAAGCAACAGAGGUCUUCUCCAGAGCUAGGCACGGCGACGUUGGGAGCAUCUGUAAUCAAGGCCUUGCGACACAGGCAUUUUAUCUCCAUGUUAUCACACUGAUGUUAUGUCGUGCUGUUGGGUGCACAAAUGCAGUUUGUUCUUUCAGAGGUUCCCAAGUAUUGGGGGACCUCUGGUUCGUCCGUUCCCAGUACAUCGCACUGCUACGCGCCGCUCGGCUGCUGCAGGACCACUUCGGACUCGUCAUCGCCUGCGACGUGGCGUCCAUCAUCUUCCUCGUGCUCUACAAGGUCGAUGCUUUCCUUCGUGUGGCUAUGGGCAACCAGCAGGAGCUGUUGACAUCAGUGUCGGGUCAGGUGUUUGUGAUCCACUCUCUGCUGCGGAUCGUGGUGGCUGUGGAAUCCUGUAGAGCAGCAGUGGGCCGUGCUGAGGAGAUCCGCUCUCUGCUGACCGAGUGGUCAGAAGAAGUGCCUCCUCUGCGAUUCUCGGCCGCUGGCUUCUUCUCUGUUGACAGGUCUCUGAUCGUCUCCAUGAUAAGUGUCAUUAUCACUUAUGGUACAGUUAUGUACCAGCUCCGUUCUGCGUAAUGUAGCUUCCACCGCGCUAGAAUUGCAAGUGUUCAUCUAAGCUACAUUGUUGUCAGUUCCAGCUUUUAGAGACGCGCUGUUGAGAACUUUCUAUCACAUCCGACUCCUGCUACUGUCAGGUUACAGCGUCCGGAAUCACAGCUCUGUUUCACACGUUAUUUGUUUAUGAAUGCGUAUGUUAGAAACAGUUUAUCACGUAGAAAGUAUCUGCACUUACUGUGUUAUUCAUAAGCUUUGUUCACGCAAAAACUGCAGUUAACUGCUUCAAUUCAUAGUAUUCAGACAGGUGUCUUCAUGUUAAUACAAGACGCCACUCUAAAAGCAGUUCGUCGUCAUAAUGCAUCACUUACUUCGUUGAAUCCUUAGAGACGAUUAAUGUGCAACAUCACCGAGUUUCACUAAAAUAUGUUAAAUGCACAAGCAAAAGAAAUAAUGUUACUGUCUCUUUUUAAUGGGAACUGAAACACUUUUGACUUUAUCCAAGCUCAAAAAAACAGAAAGCUCGAUCCAAUGAGAUUAUAUAGCAAUCAUUAUUCGAAAAUAAAUGUUUUUUCAGAAUCUGCAGA
This is a messenger RNA of Schistocerca americana (American grasshopper), 1462 nucleotides long. RefSeq lists its product as uncharacterized. The record is from RefSeq and is a predicted model, not a curated record. Gene Ontology annotation, cellular component: membrane. Bases 411 to 896 code for a protein of 161 amino acids. Lineage: Eukaryota; Metazoa; Arthropoda; Insecta; Orthoptera; Acrididae. The transcript is spliced from 4 exons. Gene Ontology annotation, biological process: sensory perception of taste.